Molecule: messenger RNA, 2346 nt
Organism: Rhodofomes roseus
Lineage: Eukaryota; Fungi; Basidiomycota; Agaricomycetes; Polyporales; Fomitopsidaceae
Product: BRF1-domain-containing protein
Exons: 10
Coding region: 135-2288 (717 amino acids)
Biological process (GO): DNA-templated transcription initiation; transcription by RNA polymerase III; transcription preinitiation complex assembly
Cellular component (GO): transcription preinitiation complex; nucleus; transcription factor TFIIIB complex
Molecular function (GO): TBP-class protein binding; RNA polymerase III general transcription initiation factor activity; RNA polymerase III type 3 promoter sequence-specific DNA binding
Source: RefSeq, a predicted model, not a curated record
GCGAUUUGCAGUCACUCACCAGCCUCUCCAGUGCUCUCGUCAAAGACCAAGGACGCCCGCGUGCUUGCGGUCCAAUUUAUUGCCUAAAUUAUUUUGUUCGUCAACGUCGGUACCAGGCCGGCUUGUAGCCUAGAAUGACUGUAUGUACGGAUUGUGGGGGAACUGUGAUCGAGUAUGACGCCGCAGCCGGGAACGGGUUCUGUGUGCAAUGUGGAACAGUCGUGGAGGAAAAUACCAUUGUCAGCGAGGUAACAUUCGGCGAGACAAGUAAUGGUGCAGCGAUGGUACAGGGAAGCUUUGUCGCACAGGGAGCUACGCGUGCGAGAAUGGGAGGGCCGUUCGGCAACAGGGGAAACAGUGAAAGCAGGGAGCAGACCAUUGCCAAUGCCAGCCGCAAGAUCCAACAGGUCGCAAAUGCACUACGCCUGUCCGAAGUCGUCGCGCUCGCAGCAACACGGUUGUACACGCUGGCAGUAGAACAUAAGUUCACCAAGGGGCGUAAGAGCCUCAACGUCGUCGCUGUCUGUCUCUACGUUGCGUGCAGACAGAAGGAGACGCGCAACUACAUGCUUAUCGACUUCUCCGACCUAUUGCAGGUGAACGUUUUCGAGCUCGGUCACACAUAUCUGCAGCUAGUACAAACACUCAACCUUCGCCUUCCUCUCGUGGACCCAUCGCACUACAUUUCUCGUUUCGCCGCGCUACUAGAAUUCGGUGACGAGACACACCAAGUUGCCAUGGACGCCGUGCGCCUUGUGCAGCGCUUUGACCGGGACUGGAUGACGCGUGGGCGGCGCCCGGCGGGUGUCUGCGGAGCGUGCCUUCUGCUCGCCGCGCGCAUGAACAAUUUCCGGCGCAGUGUCGCUGAGAUCGUGCAAGUCGUCAAGAUCGCAGAUACAACGCUGAAGAAGCGCCUGGAGGAGUUCCGCAAGACGCCGAGCGGUGCGCUUACGCUGCAGGACUUCCGGAAUGUUUGGUUGGAGGAUGAGAUGGACCCGCCUGCGUUCACGAAGGGAAAGGAGAAGGAGGAGAGGGAGAGGGAGGAGAGGGAAGGCGGUGGUGUCCAGGUGAAGGAGAAGACGAAGAAAAAGGGCAAGGGGAAAGGGAAGAAGAAGAAGAGAAAGCGUGGUGAGGAUACAGACGAAGAGGACGUCGAGGAAGAACCUCAGCCCGCGGAGUUCGCACCUCUGCCCUUCCCUCAGUUCGAUCCCACCUUUCUGAAUCAAGGUAUCUUCGGAGACCCUACGCAGUUACACUUUGCCGGCGCACCUCCACCACAGUAUGUCGAUCCUUCCCAAGCGCACUUCCCAGGACCGGACUUCGUUCAGUUCUCCGGUCCACCACCACCUGAUGAUGCGCCUAUGCCGGGCCCUUCGCAACCACCGCCUCAACCACCUUUGUUCCUUCCAGAGGAUACGGAGGGCCCUGACUCGAAUAUAGAUCCGACCUUGCUCGAGUCUCAGGCUGCCUCCCCGACGACCCUCACUGAGCCCCCUACUGACUUGCCGCCAGACAAGGCACUUGCCCAGUCUCCCCCUUCUCCUCUGGAAGAGACAGUCGACGCAGCGGUCGCGGAAGAGGUCGCGGACUUCCUCAAGAAUGCGCAAGGUACUGUUCUGAACUCAGCCCUUGACGAGGCGGAGCAGCAGCGACAAGCUCAGUUCAUCGGAGACGACGAGCUCCUCGGCCUGGACGAGGACGAACUGGAUCGAUUCAUCCUUACGGAGGAGGAGGUCAGAAUCAAAGAACGAGUCUGGGUCGAGAUGAACAAGGAUUACUUGGAGGCAAUUGCAGCGAAACAGGAACAGCAAGGUAACGAUGAGGCGAAGGAAAAAAAGGGUCGCAAGAGACGGAAAACGAACAACAAGCCUCGCGAUGCGUCGACGCCUCAUGGAAGCACCGCCGCAGAGUCUGUGCGGAAUCUCAUCAAGAAAAACCCACGCUACAGCAAACGCAUUAACUACGACGCUCUGAAGGACCUUUUCACAGACGGCUAUGCGGUCCCGAAGUUGCCUGCGACGCCGGGGCUAGAUGACAAAGACGACGAUCCGUUGUACGUGAUGGACGACAAGAGCGACGGCGAGAGCAUGUUUGUCGUCGAGGAGACUGGUGGUGGCGGUGUUGGUAUGGCACUCACCCGGUCGCGCUCGGCAAGCAGCGGUCGACAAGCGAAUAGCGGGGCUGGCGCAGUAGCUGACGAAGACGAAGAUGCCGCCGGCGAGGAAGAGGCAAGUGAGAAGGGGGAUGAGUAUAACGACGAUUGGGAUGUAUACGAGCAAGAGGUUUGAUCACUCGCUAUCAUUUGUACUGAGUAUUCGGCAGACCGGUCCAGCGCUCUCGUGUGCU